Messenger RNA from Marchantia polymorpha subsp. ruderalis, 2879 nucleotides. NCBI's taxonomy places the organism in Eukaryota, Viridiplantae, Streptophyta, Marchantiopsida, Marchantiales, Marchantiaceae. The record is from the annotation of a GenBank genome assembly.
GGCGAGGUCUUCAUGUGCCGGGCGCUCGGUCCCCCUUGUGGUCGAAGAGUGAGAGACGGUCGCUCGCUCCCCCGCUCCCAGGCUCGCUGGCUCUCGUUCCGUUCCUUCGCCUUCUUCCCAUUCUUCAACGAGAGAGAGAUCUCACUCGCUUUCCUUUUCGAGUGGAGAUCGCGACUGCAGAUCCGAUCCCAUGUCCCGUGCUUUCCUUCCAGGACGAAGCAGGAGGCUGGCGCUGGUGCUGCAGGCGUGGGCAUAAGAGCGCAGGCAAUUUGGCUGCCGAGGACACGCGCGACUUCCUUCCGUUGUUGUUGUGGCGGGUCGGUCGCUGAGUGAGCUGCGACUGAUGCGGAUCGGCUCGGUGUGCAAUUCGCCCUUAGGUUGUGUAGAUAUCGGCGUCGAGGUCGAGGUCGAAUUGCUUCCCCCCGUCGUCGGGUCGGGGAAUCAAAGGAGGAAGGAAGCGACGAGGGAGAGGAGGUCGGCGUCGUCCAUCCUGCCGAUCCGGAUUUGCGAGAGAGGGAACGAGGGAGUCGGACGGGCUGAGAGAGAAUUGUCUGACCCCGUCAGUGCUCUUCACGGAGGAGGUGGUGUCGGUUGCUCGGCUCGGGUGUAGAUUUUUGGAUCCCGACGAGCGUUCGUGUGGGGCCGUAAGGUUCUGUUUCCUUGUUUCGCCGGCCAAUUCGUGCCUCGAUCGAUUGACGGUGGAUGGGCGGAAGGCAAGUUGCGGCUUCGUGAUUUCGUGGUUUCGUGACGGGCUCUGGACUCUCCAGUAAGCAACCGGGGAAGAGAUUCUUUGCCACGGAAGGAUCGCGACGGUGAAGAAUUCUGAUGGUGGAUAGCCGGAGCUUCAGCCUUGUAUCAGUCUGCAGGGCUUUGGAGCGCAAUAUGGCUAACUCCCUGACUUUGACAGAUGGUAGCCCGCAGCAUAGACACCACAAACAUUCUCCUAACCACCGCUCCAAGGAACAUGUCCUGUCCCAUUCGGUGUCCCCACCUCUAUGCGAUCAGUCGUCUGCUGCCGCUGUCGAUAUCAUAAUUCUGCUUCUCGUGUUGGGUGCUUGCGGAAUCCUCUUCACUCCCUACUUCAAGUAUGUGGCACACGAAGCUGCCGAAGUGCUGCCAGCGACUUUUCUUAUUAUUGGAGAAGUUGUUUAUCAAGCACCCAUUGCAUAUGCAUCUGGAGCCAUCAUCAUGUUCAUCUCUUUGAUCGGAGCUUGGGAAAUCUACCAGUACAAGUCCAGGAGGUGUGACAACCCCCACUGCAGGGGCCUCCGGAAGGCCAUGGAGCUGGAUAUUCAGCUGCAGACCGAGCAGUGUGUGAAAUCCGGACCUCCCGUGGCCGAGGAGCUGCCAUGGAACGAGGGAGUGGAGAUUGGACAAGAUCAGAAGGAGCUCGAGGCUGAAUUGAGGCGCAUGGCUCCUCCGAAUGGCAGGGCGGUCUUGAUCUUUCGAGCUCCCUGCGGGUGCCCAGCUGCUCGUUUCGAAGCAUGGGGCUCCUCCAAAAAAGGGCGAAGAUCGAAGAAGUGAGAAUCAGCUGCGAGGUUACGACAGUUGCCUGUCGGAAGGCGCAUCUUAGCAGCAGUUUUGACGUUCAACUUAUUGCAUGUUCCUGGGCGUCUGUAACACGCGAUUCUCUGUGUGCUGCAAGACACCGCGUUCGAUCACAAGGACAUUGUUGAGAGUUUUUUCUACGUCAGCGAAGUCGAGACAAGUGACGGUGUUUACUUUCGGCAUGAACGAUUCGGACGAUCCAGGUUGUCCUCCAUGACAAUUGUACGAUGGUCUUAUUUCUCCGAACUCUCCAUAAUUUGUAAUUACCGAGUGCCAUCCGCAGAAUCUGCUGUCUUCAUAUCUGAGAUCUCAAGGAUGUGUCACACUGGUGGCCCUGACCAGAUCUGCGUCCUCCCCGCAUUUCAUGCUUCCAUGCUUCUCUAUCGAUUUGCCGAGCUAGGACUGGUCGAGAUGAGUACUGUCCUCUCUUCUGCUGUAGAAAGCAAGCAGGCAGGGAGCCCAGGGGUUCUGAUGCGCGUGACACUUUAUGAACAUAUAAUUUUGCAAACUUUUUUCUGCGACAUGUCUACAGAUCACAACGCGACACUGCUCUUCAGCGUGUGUUCCUUGGAACUCAUCGAAAUGCCGAUUUGAGUGGAUAUAGGGGAAACGAAGAUUUCGUUUCGUCACAAUGCCCUCACGCUCCAGUGGCGAAGUUGCCAAUAUGUUCGAAUAGCUAUCCCCCUCGUACAACACACAUCUUAGAAGGCAAGUGUUCUUUCUUGAGCUGUCUGUUGAUCCUGGGCUGUGGCACCCGAGUAUUCUGCUGCUGUAAGCAGCUGUGUGGUCAGUGUGAGGGGGAGUUUAUGGUGAAUAUAUUCGAUUGUAUAUUCAUCAGACUGUGUUUGCGAAAGGUUCGGCGGAAGCAGAGCAGGCCAUAGAGUCUGCCAAGGUACAUACUGCUUCAUCGAAGUCACGGAAUAUCUUGAGCAUGGCGGAGAGAUACUUUUCCUGGCUGUUGAAGUGCCCUUAGGCAUGUCAAAAUCACCAACUUUCUCGGAUCCCGCUUAUUACUCGAGCAGGAUAUAAGCCAGAAGGAAUUUUGGUUUUGUACAUGCUCUGCCCCAUAGAUCUUUUAGCUAGUAUAUAGUAUAUGGACAUACUGCUCCGUCCUCGUGACUUCACUAUAAAUGAGCUGAUUGAUUAUAAAACAGGUCUGUUGCCCUGGAGCUCAGUAAAUACAUGUGAUUGUACAGAGAUAUACAUUUUCUUGCAAGAAGAGGAAAUCCUCUCGGCUGUCUCAACAGCUGCUCUGCCGAAGGCACUGUCAACGCGUAGACUUUAUCAUCAUGUAUAUUCACAUCUCUUUAUCAUCCAAGUUUGCUGAAAGU